Emiliania huxleyi CCMP1516 is the source of this 807-nucleotide messenger RNA. RefSeq lists its product as hypothetical. The coding region runs from base 1 to 807 and encodes 268 amino acids. The record is from RefSeq and is a predicted model, not a curated record. Lineage: Eukaryota; Haptophyta; Isochrysidales; Noelaerhabdaceae. The transcript has 12 exons.
AUGGUCCUUGUGCUGGUUGUGAUGGCGGCCACGGGCGGCAAGGCCGCGAUGGAGAGCUUCGUCAACGACCGCGAGGCGCUGAGGGCUGGCGGCAGGACGCAGCACGGGCGGCUGAGGCUCUUCGGCUUCCUAGAAGUGUCUAGGAAGUGCCGCUUCUCGGAGCUGGCGGGUCUGCUGUGCCGCUUCUCGGAGCUGGCGGGUCUGCUGUGCCGCUUCUCGGAGCUGGCGGGUCUGCUGUGCCGCUUCUCGGAGCUGGCGGGUCUGCUGUGCCGCUUCUCGGAGCUGGCGGGUCUGCUGUGCCGCUUCUCGGAGCUGGCGGGUCUGCUGUGCCGCUUCUCGGAGCUGGCGGGUCUGCUGUGCCGCUUCUCGGAGCUGGCGGGUCUGCCUUCCUGCCUGGCCAGAGCAGCCGCACGGGUUGAGGGCUACCUGGAGGGGUCGGCGCUACGCCUCUUCCUGCACCGCCAGGCGCCGCCGUGCGCCACCGGCACACUCGGCCUCUUCGCCGCCUACCUGCCGGGCGUCCGGCCGAGGACCUUCUGCGCGAUUGUGGUGUUUGGAGACCUGCUGUGGAUCCCGGUGUUUGGAGACCUGCUGUGGAUCCCGGUGUUUGGAGACCUGCUGUGGAUCCCGGUCUCUGCGGCGGUGGCGGAGAAUGGUAAACUCGUGUCUACUCACCUCGUCGGCUCCAUCGGCUGCCUCUCCUCGUGCGCCGGCUGCCUCUCCAUCCAACCGCUUCUGCGUCCCCUUCUCUGCCCGGUGCUCGCGUGUCGCGAUGUCGCUCUGCCGAGAGGGUCAUCGCCGGCGUAG